Molecule: messenger RNA, 1250 nt
Organism: Orycteropus afer afer
Lineage: Eukaryota; Metazoa; Chordata; Mammalia; Tubulidentata; Orycteropodidae
Gene: GCG
Product: glucagon
Biological process (GO): adenylate cyclase-modulating G protein-coupled receptor signaling pathway; negative regulation of apoptotic process; positive regulation of insulin secretion involved in cellular response to glucose stimulus
Cellular component (GO): extracellular region
Molecular function (GO): hormone activity; glucagon receptor binding
Source: RefSeq, a predicted model, not a curated record
GCGUAAAAUGCAGAUGAGCAAAGUGAGUGGGUGUGUGAAAUCGUUUGUAACAAAAACCUAUUAUUUACAGAUGAGAAAUUUAUAUUGUCAGCGUAAUAUCUGUGAGGCUAAGCAGAGCUGAAGAGUAUAUAAAAGCAGUGCGCUUUGGUGCAGAAGAACAGAGCUCAGGACCCAGAGUGCUUCCAGAGUUCUGAGAGGUUCCCUCUCCACUUGCUCUGUUUCAGGUCACAGUAUCACAAGGCAGCAGAAAUGAAAAGCAUUUACAUUGUGGCUGGAUUGUUUGUAAUGCUGGUACAAGGCAGCUGGCAACGUUCCCUUCAAGACACUGAGGAGAAAUACAGAUCAAUCCCAGCUUCCCAGACAGACCCACUCAAUGAUCCGGAUCAGAUGACUGAAGACAAACGCCAUUCCCAGGGCACAUUCACCAGUGACUACAGCAAGUACUUGGACUCCAGACGUGCUCAGGAUUUCGUGCAGUGGUUGAUGAACACCAAAAGGAACAGGAAUAACAUUGCCAAACGUAAUGAUAAAUUUGAGAGACAUGCUGAAGGGACCUUUACCAGUGAUGUAAGUUCUUAUUUGGAAGGCCAAGCUGCCAAGGAAUUCAUUGCUUGGCUGGUGAAAGGCCGAGGAAGGCGAGAUUUCCCAGAAGAAGUCACCAUUGUUGAAGAACUUCGCCGCAGACAUGCUGAUGGAUCUUUCUCUGAUGAGAUGAACACUGUUCUUGAUAAUCUUGCCACUCGAGAAUUUAUAAACUGGUUGCUUCAGACGAAAAUUACUGACAGGAAGUAAGUUAUGUCGCCAUUCAAGACCAUCUUCAUAACAUCACCUGCUAGCCACUCGGGAUGUUUGAAAUGCUAAGUUCUGUAAACUUAAGAGACGUAUUUUGAAGCCAUAUUACUUUGCAUGCCAAUAAAUGAAUUUUCUUUUAGUGUUCUGUAGCCAAAAGAUUUUAAAUGGAAUAAACUAUUGUGAAAAGAUUGCUAAAAUAUCAGCUUUAAAAUACGGAAAUGCUAUAUUAUUUUCUUCUCAUUUUUGAUGAAGUACCCUAACCUAUUUGCAUUUAGCCAUGAAAUUAUUUUUCUAUAUCAAUUUGUACAUAUUAAUAAUAUCUGCAUUAUAAUGUAGAAGGGAAAGACUGGUAGCCACAGUGGUGAAACUAGAAAGAAAACUUCAUUCUUGGAACAAUUGUUAUAAACAUGCUCGCUUUUCAAUGUAUCAAAGUUAGAGGUAAAUAAAAUGUUCAAGCU